Molecule: messenger RNA, 2097 nt
Organism: Egretta garzetta (little egret)
Lineage: Eukaryota; Metazoa; Chordata; Aves; Pelecaniformes; Ardeidae
Gene: PLAAT1
Product: phospholipase A and acyltransferase 1
Exons: 3
Coding region: 60-569 (169 amino acids)
Biological process (GO): N-acylphosphatidylethanolamine metabolic process
Cellular component (GO): cytoplasm
Molecular function (GO): glycerophospholipid phospholipase A1 activity; A2-type glycerophospholipase activity
Source: RefSeq, a predicted model, not a curated record
CCCAGCUCCCCUCUCCGCCGGGCCCUGCGCUGAGCAAGUGGGGCAUGUCCUGACUUGGGAUGGCGGCUUUGGAGAGCUUCGGUGCCACCCACCCCGGCGACCCCCAGCCUGGGGACCUGAUCGAGAUCUUCCGGCCAGCUUACCAGCACUGGGCCCUCUACCUGGGGGACGGGUACGUCAUCAACGUGACACCUGUAGAUGAAGGGCCCCCAGCCAUGUUCGCCAGCUCCAAGUCAGUGUUCAGCAGAAAGGCCCGGGCGAGGAUGCAGCUUCUGAAGGACGUGGUGGGAAACAACACCUACCACAUCAACAACAAGUACGAUGGCACCUACGCUCCCCUUCCAGUGGAGGAGAUCAUCCGUCGCGCUGAGUACUUCAUCGACCAGGAGGUGUCCUAUGACCUGCUCGGCAACAACUGCGAGCACUUCGUGACACUGCUCCGCUACGGCGAGGGGGUCUCUGACCAGGCCAAACGAGCAAUCUGUGCCAUUGGGGUUGUAACAGCUGCCGCUGGUGCCUUCUCCGUGCUGGGCUUGCUCCGGAGCAGAUCCAGAGAGAGACAGUACUGACGGGCCGCCAGGACAAGCUGGGAGCAGAGCAGGGAGCCCCUGCCCGGGAGGGACCCAGGACAAUUUGUGGCCACAGCUGCUGCCAAGGCUUACUAACAACUGCACUGCCCUUGCAGAGGGCAGUGUUAGCCUAUUUGCCACAUCUGCUUUUAUUGCAUUGCCUGUGAUAACUUUUGUGAUAGUCUGGGAGUGCUUGCAAGCAAAUUUUCCACCCUCACGCUCCUGCUGCUCUGCUGAGGCCUGGCACAAGCUUUCUAUACAUCCUGUGGGCCCUUUCUGUGAAUAACCUAUUUUAACCUUCAUAUUUUUACUUUUUUUUUAAUCAAAAGUAACGUAAAACUAUUGCUGAGGGUUUAUUGUGUGUCCUCCAGCUAAGCACCUGUGCAAGUAGAAAACCCCAGGUUCCAAGGCCUGCAAAAGGGCAGACAAAGCAUGCACUGUCCCCCAGAGCCCGUGCCCACGGUGUCUAAACAGAGCUGCUCCUGUGAGGGUGGGAGGUAGGAAGGAAGGGCAGGUCUUACAGGCUUUUUUUGUCAGUGUUUGAAAUGAGUGCUCUGGUUUUGGCAUGAUGGUGUUUUGCUCAGUCUUCUACCUGGCAAGCAUCCCUUUUCUUGGCUUCUCUGGCUCCCUUUGGGAGCAGCAGACCCCCAGUCUGGGGCAGGGGGCUGACAAAAAGCCCAGCUAGCUUUUUCUGUGGCAGCUGUUUGUUCUAGGUUGGGACUGCUGUGCCACUGAAAUUUCCCUCUUCAUCCCUGUAAGUGCAGUAGUUGUUGGCCUUGGACCUGACCAAGGUUACUAGAUGAUCUUUAAGGUCCCUUCCAACCCAAACCAUUCUAUGAAUCUACUCCUUGGGCUGCCAAAGCACUGAGGUUUAAAGAAAGACCACCAUGGUCUGCAAGGGCAGCCAGGAGCCUUUGCCUAGCCCCUCACCCCAGAGCUGGGGCCCUUGGCUCCUCAGUGCCCAGAAGCUGAGUUUAAGCCAGUUGUAGCCCCAGCAGAAGACUGACCUUCCAGCCAGCGGGAAGGCAAAGCCAGGGUCCCUGCAGUGCUGUGGGCAACGUACCUGGAGAACAAGCUGUGCAGCACCUAUACACCACCUCCAAAUCUGCACACCCCUGUUAUUUCCCUGUCACAAAGCUGAUGUGUGGCUUGUCUUAGAGAAAACUGUUUUGGAAAAGUGUGAUUUAUUACCCUUUACCAGGAGUAUCAUCUGGCUUGAGUGUUUGGAGCCAUGUUAUUUGCAAAUUGCAUUCCUGUGUUGCUUUCACCACAUGCAACUGCCUGGACUGUAAGAAGAGAAGAGAUGAGAGCAAAAGAGCUGUCUGUAAGAGGCUUGCUAUUUUUGACUGGUCUUAACAUGUACAUGAGGGGAUCAGAAGCUUUUUUUAAACAUCAUUUGUUUCAGUGUUUGAAAUAACAUAGCCCAGACUUCUGGUCGUAUUUUGUAGUGCCCUCUGUUACUACAUUUAAAUAAAGUUCCUCUUUUUAUUUAUGGGAAAACAUAUUAUAAUAAAACAAUCUGGAAGUC